Messenger RNA from Ceutorhynchus assimilis (cabbage seed weevil), 312 nucleotides. Lineage: Eukaryota; Metazoa; Arthropoda; Insecta; Coleoptera; Curculionidae. The record is from the annotation of a GenBank genome assembly.
AUGAGUAAUAAUAAAUAUCACCCACCACCGGAAAAAAUUUCUUCUUUUUUUUUUAAGCUAGUCCUUUACUACUCAGUUUAUUUGCGUCUUUUAAUGCUAGCAUGUAAAAGAAAAAGACGAAAAUAUAUUAAAAAAAUUGUGACUCAACACCAAUUAAAAUCCUUAUUAGUUCAAAAAUUAAUUAUUUUGAAAUUCCUGGCAAAAUCAAAAGAAUUCAAAAAAGAUAUACAAACAAACGUGGCAAAACUAUUCAACCUUCAACAAGUGACUUUUCAAGUUUAUCUACCUCUUCACUUAAGUAUUAUUCUUUAA